Messenger RNA from Lymnaea stagnalis (great pond snail), 22022 nucleotides. The record is from the annotation of a GenBank genome assembly. Lineage: Eukaryota; Metazoa; Mollusca; Gastropoda; Lymnaeidae.
CUUUCAACGACCAGCCAUUCACCCACCCCAACCAAGAAACUUGCGAUGGCACAGGUAUGGUGAUGAUGUUUGUCUCAUAAGAAUGAUCUUUAAUGUAACUCAAAAUUCAAAAGUAUCUAUAUUCAAAUUCAAAUAUAAAAAAGAGCACUAAAUGCAGGACACCUAUUACCCCUCAAAUCCUUACAAUAAAAAAAGAACCGAAAUAUUUAUAAAAAACUUUGGUCCAGAAUCUGUCUUAGAUUUUUCUGCCGUGGUUGACAGUCUACUUUGAAAUAGUACAAUUCGAUGGCUGUUCAAUCAGAAGUGUCAAUAGAGACUUUUUGACGCAAUAUUCUGAUGACAUAUUUCUGUGUUUGAUAAAUAAUAUUAAAAUUGUCCUACGUUCAAAUAGUUAAAGUUUAAAAUUCAUAACUUAAACUCAAUGUCUUCACGAUCCCAUUUUUUUGGGGGGGUAGAAAAUGAACAACAUGAACAUUGAUAAAUAUUAUGUGGCUUCAAAAUAAUCAAACGAAAGUUAUGUUUUUUUGGAUUAUUAAUCCGGGGAUCUUAUCUUAUUGUUGUAAAUGUUGUUUAUUUUUUUUUAAUUUUUAAAAUUUUUUUUACAAACUUAUGUGUUGGGAAACAAUAAAUUAUUAUUUAAAUUAUUCAUGGGCAGAAAAAAAGUAAACUACACCGCAUUCUCAAUAAGUUGUUGACGUCACGUGAUUGAAAGAAAGAUGGCCGCCACCUUGAAAACCUGUGUCUUCACAGUGGUGAAGAACACUACAGCACAACAAGGAAUAAGUAAAUUUAUAAAUUACGUAAGUUAAGAAACGUUAAUAUCCUAGUAGGUUUCAUGGAUGGGGGAAAAGGAAAGGGAAAUAUUUUGGGAAUUACACGGGCGUGAUCAGAAUAGCUCAGUGGUCGGCAUUAGUUAGUCAUUAGUCAAAAGAGCCAAAAAUCAGCAGUUGACAGCAGCAGGAAGAUUUUUAAAAAAAUCAAGAGCUAUAAUUCUUUUCAAGAACCUGCCAAGAACCAUGUUUUUUGGUGUCAAAACCGAUUUGUGGCCGAACCGCACUCAAGCUGCUAAAGAGCCGCAUUGGGCUCGAGAGCUGCAAUUUGCCGACCACUGAUAUAGCCCAUGGGGGUGAAAGGGGGAUUUUUCAAUAAAUACAUAGUACAUAGUAACACAGACAUAAUGUAGUGAUAGUUCUAACAAAAAACCGAUACUACCAGACCACUAUUUAUAGUUUAUAGUAGGUACUUUGAUAAAAAAAAAAUUUGGGGGUAAAAAUUAACCAAUGGCAGUUGAAUAGAACUGAUUUUUUACAGAAUUAUAAAAAAACACUAAGACUCAAGACUAAGUCAUAUUUUUAGCUAUUCGGAUUCGAAUCCAGCUACCAGAAGUGAGAGGUUGGGAUUAAAAAAAUGUUUAAAAUAUUAUUUUUGGGUUUGUAAGAUAAAAUUUGGUAUGGAAUGAAAGAUAAUUGAAUGGACAAUGUGUUUGUAAACUUUAUUCUUCAGUUUAACUAAAAUAAACUACCACAAAUGACAUCCAAAUAUAGUAGGCACUUCACUAAGCUGCGCGCGCCGGUCGAUUUUUCGGAUGCGAGAAACAGACCAUUAACCGGCGACCGGUCAAUGCCGGUAGGUCACAGGGUCAUGUUUAGAUUUCGUUUCUUUGUCUAUGUAAGGGAGAGACAAUGAACUUCCUAUAGUCUAUUUUGUGCCCACGAGGAGGACGAUCAUUACAAAAUAAACUUUUUCACCGGACUGACAGGGCUUGUGGCAGAUAUCUUUCGUUGGGAAAACAGGUAAUUUUGCUAGCGCUAUAUUUCGGAAACCAUUAUCGUAUUGCAAUUAAUUCCUUUUGUAUUGAAUGUUAAAGUGAUUUAACUAAUUGAAACAAGAAACAUAUUGACAUUUAGAUAGGCCGUAAAUUGUAUAAACAGGGCGUUCGGGCGUAAAUUUGAGCAAUAGCUCCUGACCAGUUAUCGAUAAGGCCAAAUGCACCGGAAGUGAUAACCAUUCUCUGUUAUUAUUAUUCUUAUUGCAUAAGAAGUAUUUACAAAUCUUUAUAAAUCUAUUGUUUUUAAAAGCAAUCCAGUUCAUUUUUAUUAUUAAACUCGUUUUUAUUUCAUGAAUGAAAACAAAUUUAUAAAUAUUUAUGAAAUUUCAUUUUGUAAAAUAAUAAAAUUUACAUCCGUGAUAACCAUGUCAAAACUAUAUGAUAUAUCAACUUGAAUUAUUUAAAUAUAUGUUGUAAUUGUAAUAAUUAUCAAACUUCACAACAGUGAAUUAUAUAAUUGGAAAUUAAAUAAUGCCCUUACUGAUAUAAUUUAUCUUAAACCCAGAUUAGAUACGGUAAACAAUGAAUAGUUGUUGUAGUAAUAGGCUCAGCAGCUACUAAACUAAAUACUAAAUGUCAUCACCUAUUUCGAUUAAAUUUCAUUAUUUUAUUUACCUUUGUAUUCUAAAUAACCUAUCUCUCUUUUUUUUCCUUUUGUAUACCCUAUUUUUUUUUAAAAUGUAUAUUCCUUUCUUGCCUCUAAACUCUACCGCUUUAGCUCAAAGCUAUUAUAUUUGACUUUUCAGACUUAGCCCAAUCUUUACUUUGUAUAUGAAAAAUGUUGUUAAAAUUUCUUAAAUUCCUCAGCAUUUUCUUUCUUUUAAAUACACAGCCUUUUUCAGCCAUUGCAGCCAAUUGAUAGACGAGCUGUCUUAAGGACCCAUCAAGACUACCAGACUUUUUUACAUAAGUAAAUUUAUAUCUGUUAAAGCUCCUUAAUGACUUAAUGGAUAUGAAAUACAAACUACUUGACUUAAUCUGAAUAAAAGUAAUGUUAGAACAUCACAGUAUAAUAUCUAUACAUACUGGAUAUACAGCAUAAGUAAAAUAACCAUUGUCUUAAUUAAUGAAUAAUUUAAUUACAACAUUAUUAAACUACUGAAUUACACAAUCUUAAAUUAAAGACAUAUAUAUAUUAAAUAAGGUACCUUAUGUUAAAUUGCUUAUUUUGUGUUUAAUUAAAUCGAUUUUCAAUCUCUAUUUCAGUUUGUCUGGACUACUAGACCACAUUGAAUUACAAGGAGUUUGUGUUGCGAUGAAGCGGAAAUAAUGCUUCUUCUGCUUAGAGGUAUUGACUUCCCAGCUGUGCCAAGUGUUGCUUCAGCAAAACAUCUCUAGAUACGUCUUUGGAAUAUUGGUUUCUAAUACCAAAAUGUGUCUGCACGUACAAUUUCACUUAAAUUGUUGUACCAGUCUUUCCUGUUUUAACAAAAACCUAUCAGUUGUGACUGCAUGUCCAACUGGACAAUCCACCAGAGCAUUAUCUUAACAGCUAUUGAUAUUUUUCACCAACUACCGCAUUUAUAUGGCAAUUUAUACACUCAGGACUCCUAUUUAUCAUCAUGAUGGGUGGAAGCAACAAUAUUGACAUAAAGUAAACCAUUGCGGAAAACCAUUCAUUACCAAUGGUAUCUACACUCGGGACUCCAUUCAUCUGUGUCAUAAACUGAAUCAUUACCAAUAACUGUUACAAAUUGGACUCGGCCAACACAUAACUUGUGACCAUCAUCUUUCUAUGAAAGAAAAUAUAUCUCUUUUAUUCAGCUUUUCAAUGAACUAUAGACAAUAGAAGUACUAAAAUAAUAUUAAGUGAUCAUCAUUUGUACUGUGGAUUUGAAAUAGCAUGGCUACUUGGAUAUCAAUUUCAUGGAUUGGAUCAUGGAUGAUUGGAUUUUGAUAUAUGUGAUCAGCAUUUUUUCAAUGCUAUUUAUCCAUUAUAAUACAUUAUUUUAUAAAUCUUUUCUGUGGAAUUAUUCACAGAAUUAAUAUUAAUUUACUAGAUGAUUGUGUGCAUUAACACAAUAGGUGGAAUUGGUAACAUUUAUGCAAUUUGUAUUUUUAAUGCACAAACAGGCUAAAUUUUAGAAUUAAAUCUACUCACUCUCUGUUGCUCAAAUGCCACUGAUUUAAUUCAUUUAUUGAUAUAUUAAUAUUUAAAUGGCUUAUUAUAAAAGCCCAAUGCCUAAUGAAACUAUGCUGAAAAUUUGAAGGCUUUAACUUUGCAGGUAAAAUAGUUAAGCCAUUUUGAGUAUUGAGAACGGGCGCUCCAUCUGUAAUGAAAUUUACUUACCUGCUGUUGUUCAAAUCCCGCGCAUUAAUACAUUAGUCAAAAUAUUAAUAUGAAAAUGCCUAAUUAUACAAGCCCAAUACCUAAUAAAACUGUUCUGAAAAUAUGAAGACUUUAACUUUACAGAUAAAAAAGUUAUGGCAUUUUGAGUAUUGGGAGCAGGCGCUACAUUUUUAAUGAAAUUUACUUACCCUCUGUUGUUCAAAUCCAGGGCAUUAAUACAUUAGUCUAAAUAUUAAUAAGAAAGUGGCUUAUUAUAAAAGCCCAAUACCUACUUAAAUUAUGCUGAAAAUAUGAAGACUUUAACUUUACAGAUAAAAAAGUUAUGGCAUUUUGAGUAUUGAGAGCAGGCGCUAUGUUUUUAAUGAAAUUUACGUACCCUCUGUUCGUCAAAUCGCACACAUUAAUAUGUUUAUUGUAUUAUUUGCAUAACAAUGAUUUAUUAUUAAAGCCAAAAACUUAAUUGAAAUGCGUUGCAAGUUUCAAAGCUUUAACUUUGCUGAAUAAAAAGUUAUCGCAUUUUGAGUGUCAAAGAUGUCUUUUUUCGGUCACAGAAUUUUGGAAAAUAUUUACUAAGGCUAUAUAAGGAAAAAUUCUGACACUAAAAAUGCGAUAACUUUUGUUCUACUUAAGAUAGAAAGAUAAAAUAGGUAUCAAUGGAAAGGAAAUACUGAGUCCUUUCUAAUGAUAUAAGUUUCAUUAAUAUAUAACAACUUUGAAAUUUUUAGUGUAGUACCUAAAUAUAGUAUUUAGUCAAAAUGGAUCCGGACAGGCAUUGCGGCUAUUCGGACACGCAUCGCUGCUAUUUGGACCCAGGUGUCUGAGGAGAAUUGUGAAUAUGUUCCAUGAGCUAGCGCAAUGAAAUUUUGCACACCUACACCUCAAUAACUUACACAGGCCUACUUUUAAUAUGAAAGACCUACUUUGAAUAUUUCAACCAAAUAUUUUAAUGCAAAGAUGCCUUACAUUAACAUACGAUUUUCCUCAUUUAAAGUUGAAAUAAAGAACAAAAAACUCAAUGGGAAUGUAGGCCAACAUUUCUCCUAAUGUGAUUGGGUGUAGUAAGACCUUAAUUAUGGGCCAAUAGGUCUCCUUUAUUUUUAAAAUUGCACGCACAUAAAAAAAUUAAAAACUCCCAUUCAACAUUGUGCCGAAGGCAAUUUCCGAUACAAAUUUUCUAGGAGUGUCCCUUGCUUUACAGAAGUACCUACUAUUUGUACCUAGAAAAGAUUGAGAGGUUGGGUUUAUUAAAAAUUUUUUUUAAUAUUUCUUCUGUUGGGCCUUUAAGACAAAAUUUGGUAUCAAAUUAAAAAUAAUUGAAUGGACUAUAUGUUUGUAAACUUACUUCUUCAGCUUAACUAAAAUAAACUACCAUAAAUGACAUCUGAAUAGCCAUUUAGUUUAAAGGAGCCUGAAUAGCUGCAGCCAUUACUUAAAGCCGACAUCUUGCUUGUUCUAUUGAGAAUUCAUUUGAUUUUUCUUUCGAGAUUAAAGCUUUGAAAAUUUAAUUUAAAAAUAGGUUAAUUUCAUUAAUCAAUCAAUUUUUUUUAAAAGCCCUCCAUUGAUGAAAAAAGCCGCUCAUUAAUUUUAUUUGUUCAUUUAUAACACAUCCAAAAUUCAUGAGUGUAGGCUAUAGGUAGGCGUCACAAACGAAAAUCAAAGAGGUCAUUUUUUUUUUAGGCUAUGUAAUUUAUCAUCAUGGCCACAGUGCUUGUCUGCUUAUUACCAAUUAUUAAUAGCAGCCGUGGGGUAGUUAAUAAUGCAUUAAAUAGGUUAUACAGAAUAUAAAUGGGAAAUACAACUAUCAAUACAUCAUUUUAAAAAUAUUUAAAAACAUUUUUUUAUAAAAUAAAUAAUUUUAUUUGCUUAUGCCAUGAAAUAUCAGUGGUUUUAAUUUAGGGGUUGGUUGCCAUGGACUUUGAAUUGAUAACCAUUUGUCUUUGACUUAAAACUUAGGCUGGCUUAGUAAAAGUAUUAUUAUAAUAAUAGUAAUAAUACUAUUAUAAAUGAUUUGUGGAGUGGGAUAUAAUCAUCAUCAGUGGCACUAUAGUCCAUGUAGGGCCCAGGCCUGCUCUACCACAUCCUUCCAUUCAGAUCGAUCCAUGGCUUUCUGCCUGUAUGCGGUAACCCCCAACUGGUAUAAUUUCUUCUCUCCAUCUCAGUCUUGGACGACCAGUGAGCUGUCUGCCCCUAGGCUUCUGCCUGUAUAUCACUUUUGCUAAUCUACAAUGUGGCAUCCUUUUAAUAUGUUCUGGCCAGCGCAGUCUGCCUUUUUUUAUUCUUGCGACUAUGGGUGGGUCUUUGGGGAUAAAUACCUUUCAUUACAACUAAUAUAUUUAUAUUAGUUUAUAUUAGAUUAUAUAUAUAUAUAUAUUAUAUAUAUGUGUUUAUAUGUAUAUAUAUGUAUAUAUGGCCUAUAAACCUAGUAUAGUAUAUAGUAUAGGCCUACCCCCAACCCAAUUCGUUAUUGUAGGGCCCAUUAUACUAAAUUGUAUGUAAUAAAAUUUUACGCUAUAUAAUCACAUUUUAAUGGAUUUUAUAAUUCUGAAUUACCUCUAGCAAAUGACUAGAAAUUAUUUUAAUUUUUAUCAACGGCCAUAGAUGAUUCUAACAAUUCAUGUUGAUUUGUGAAACAAAUAUAUGAUGCAAAAGACGAGGAAGAAUAAUAUGAAAUACCUAUAUUUUGAACUUUUUCACAUUUUUGUGGGGAAAGAUACCUUAUAUAUAUCCUAAUUUGUUAUAUUGGGAUAAACUGAAAAGGCAAAAAAUUAUCAUAGAAAUGUAGAUCCACUACUGUAAACAUGUGGAUAAAUACCAAAAUUUUAUGACUAAAUAGUCCUUUGAUCAAUGAAAAAGUACCAAUGUCCUAAAAUAAAAAAUCAGAUUCUUCUGCACCAAUUCCCAUUUCCCAUGCCUGGCAACAUAAAAUAUAAAAAAAAUUUCUGAUGUAGAUGUUUGUAGCUAAUUUUAUAUAAAUAUUUUGCAAUUUCUUUUCAUUAAAAAAAACAACUUUAUAUCUGAUUUUAAUUUUUUUGUUUUUGCAUAUUUUUUUUUUCAUUCUUUCCUCCUGAACUUAAAAGUUGGCAGCUUCCAUGCAAAACUAUAACCAGGUGUGUGAAUUUAUCAAAAUUGUUCUGGGAAUAGAUGUAAAGAGUGGCCUCUACAGAACCCUCUACCCUUCUGUCCUUAUUUCUGCUUCCCUCCACCCCUGAUCAAAAUUAAAGUACCAACACCUUGUUUUCUACAAAAGAGUGCUUCCCCUCCCAUCUCUCAACACCUGUUUCUCAAUUUCAAGGUAUAUUUUUGGUUGUGGGUCGAGAUAUUUGACAAAUAUUAUAAAGCGGACACGGCAAUUAAAAUGGUUGAGAAUCGCUGGUUUAGGAUUUUAUUAUUAAGCUAUUAGUGUUUCGAAUCCUUCAACUUUGAUCCCUUCCUUGUUGUUAUGGGGUAAUAAGAGGAGAGACUGCAAUGAGGUUAGCACAAUAUAAAAUGAGUAAAACAGAGAUUAUUAUUAAGCUAUUAGUGUUUCGAAUCCUUCAACUUUGAUCCCUUCCUUGUUGUUAUGGGGUAAUAAGAGGAGAGACUGCAAUGGGGUUAGCACAAUAUAAAAUGAGUAAAACAGAGAAGGGUUAAACCUGAAAAAAGGAACGCAGCCAAACAACGAACGUGUCGGCAGGAAGCCUUCAUCAGCGAACAAAGCAACAGAAAAAACAGUAUAAAAAUGAAACAUAGCACUUCGCUUAGAGGAAGUAUCCGUGGGCAGCAAAAGAAUUGUGACAGAAAGUUAGUGAGUGAGAGAUUAAAUAAGAAGAGGGAAAGAAAAGAGGAGAAGUAAGUUUACUGCGAUAGAUCAGGACUUGGAGGGGCGGAGCUAGGUUCAAGCUGUUAAAUGAGACAUGACGUCAUACCAUGUGGCGUCAAUGUGCCAUAAGUCAAGAUAAGCCUGUGUUCCAAAUUCACCCGGCUGGGUGUGUUUGUGCUAGCCACGUUCGCACUUAUUGAAAAGUCUGUCUUGCCUUGGUGGUCGCUACUAUUGAUGUGUUUGUUUUUUAUUUUUAUACUGUUUUUUUUUCUGUUGUUUAGUUCGCUGACGAAGGCUUCCUGCCAACACGUUCGUUGUUUUGUUGCGUUCCUUUUUUCAGGUUUAACCCUACUCUACUUUUUCUUGUCGUUAUGGUUCUAUACAUGCACUCUUUACUUCUCCCCUUUGGGAGGAACACAUUAUAGAAAAUGGGUGUAAAAAAUAGCACCUGCCACAGCCUUUUGAAAAAAUAUAGUGAUGAGCGAGUUUUUCACAUGAAGAAUUAAUUUUGUUGCACUAAUUUCCAGUUGUGCAUGUCAUUAUAUAUAUAUAUCUUUGGAUAUACACAAAUAUGACCUGAGUCAUGGCAGAUAUACAAAACUCAGGCAGAGUGCAAAAAUAUAAAUGAAAAUACAAUCAGUUAAAAAGGUAAUGUCAAAAACAAUUUAACUUAAAAACGUAUUGUCUAAAAAAAAAAUGAAAUGCUUUUAACAUAGUUUUUGUUAAUUGCAGCUGACUGCUAAUGCUCCAUCUCGAUUACUGCACCAAGAUCAGACACAUCAACAGGCAUCUGUAAGUACUUAAAUUGUAGUAACUUGAAAAAGAUAAAAAAAUUUGAAUGAAGGAUGUAGCCUGUCUUGAUUAUGUACUUGGCUAGGUUAAAAAAUAUUUAAGAAACAUAGAAGUGUGAUAACUAGAUUUCCCCUUAACAUGGUAAUUUUCAGUUAACUUAAAGCUUUCUUCUGUGCUAUGAAUACACAUUAAAUCAAGGUAACUCAUCCUCAAAGGUAUGCAACUAUGAUAAUGGAAGCAUUCAAACAUGAACCCCUGAGUUACUAUCAGGGAACUUUCCUAACAUGUUAAAUAAGCCAAGGUUUUUAAAAUGUUUUAGGGUCAGAAGUGUCGGGCAUGAGGGGUAUAGUGGUUUGUCUAAAGUUAAGAGCAGGGUGAGCUCUCAAUGUGGAGUGUUGUAGGGUGACAACAGUGGAGAAAAAUGUAGUGUUGUAACCCAGUGGUUAGAGUGAGUAUCCCGAUAGGAGUUAAUCUCUACAAGACCUAGUGUUAUCAUGGGUACACAACUAUUUUGAAUGCAUGGAAUGAAGACAAUUUCAAGUUACCUUCAGACUAAAUGGCAUAAUUUUUUUUUAUGGGUUAAAAAUAAAUUGAAUGUACAUUAAUUUUUUUAAAAAUCUUUAAUAGGUGUUUUAAAAAUACUAUUCAUUAUCAUAUAUGUUCCAUUUAUCAUCUAUGUUUAAGCAAUUAUUUCAACUUCCCUAUUUCAUUCGCAUAAAAUAAGGUGUCAUCCAUGAAAGUAGGAUUUUUACAAUUUUUUAAAAAAAAUUUCACUGCUAAUCCAUUAUUAUGCUCUUUUGGAUUCCUUAUUUUCAGAUAACUAAGACAAUUUACAUCCCCUUAGGACUUUUUCAUUUAAAUAGUUAGCCUGCUUUGAUUUUAUGGAGCUAAUUCCUCUAGGAAGAACAUUAUUAGAGAUAUAGGGAAAAAAAAAAUAGCUACAUUUUAGGAAAUUCUUCAUCCACCCCCACAAGUUAUAAGACAUGGGAAGAGCUGACCAACUAUUAAUUUGACAGCUUCUGCAAUAAGAGAGUGUCUUUUAGUCGCAGUGAAUUAUGUCUUGCCCUUUAAAAAAAUAUCUUACCGCAUGGCCAGCAUGAGUCAAGUUGUUGACUUCAGCUUUAUGCAUUGACUUCAUGAGAACUAGUUUAAAAGUUUCAGAGAAAGAGGAUCCAUCAAAGUUCACUCAGCACACACAAACACGCCUCAAAUGUAUAUAAAUCUGUUUCAUCCUCUGUAGUCUCUGCAACCUGAGCCUCUAACUUGUGUAUGAUUAGCCCCCUUGGAUAUGUAAUGGAAACUAUGUGCCCACAAAUUGUCAAUUUUAGCGUGAGGAUAGUGAGAAUUGUUUUUUUUUUUUUUUUUUUUUUUAAUUAUCCAUGAAAACCUUCCUCACCCUUAAGAUAAAUAAUCAAUUCAUUGGACCCUAGUUAAGAGUGUCCCCGUUAACAGUUAAAUGUUAAGUGAAAUUAUUAAUUAUUGGACUGUGAAAUUAUUAAUUAUUGGACUGUGAAAUUAUUAAUUUUUGGACUGAAAUUAUUUAUUUUUGGACUGAAAUUAUUAAUUUUUGGACUGUGAAAUUAUUAAUUUUUGGACUGUGAAAUUAUUAAUUUUUGGACUGUGAAAUUAUUAAUUUUUGGACUGAAAUUAUUUAUUUUUGGACUAAGAUCAAUAAUACACAGUGACUGAUUGGUUUUUGUUAGAGGGGGGGAGGGGGAGUUGUUUGGCUUUUUUUUAUUUUAUUUUUUUUAUUUUUGGCCUUUCUUUUUUUUAUUGUUUUUUUUUUUUAUUUAAUAUUUUAUCUUGCCUCCCUUUGUUGCUUCCUUAUUUCUAGGCCCAUGCUCAAGGAUUUGUUUUGUUUUUUUUUUUUUUAUUUUUUUUAUUUUUUGUCUUUCUUUUUUUUAUUGUUUUUUUUUUUUAAUUAAUAUUUUAUCUUGCCUCCCUUUGUUGCUUCCUUAUUUCUAGGCCCAUGCUCAAGGAAAGGUACUAUACAGCUUUAUAUUUAUAUUAUAAUGACAUUAAAUAUUUAGAUGUUUAUCAUUAUGUUGCAUGUUCUGUUGUAUUCCUUCUUUUGAAUUUCGUAGAUUGGAUUAAACAUUUUUUUACUUUAUAUAGGAAAACUUUGUUAGAAAUGCUUGCGUAUUAUAUGUCACUGAUGAGUUGCUUCUAAGCAAAACUAACAACAGAAUAUAUUGAUAACUUAGCUUUUAAUGUGGCCAUGUUCCCUCUUAGUUUGCAUCUGCAAGAUUUUAUGACUUGUGCACAUAUUUGUGUUCAUUGAAGUGAAAAAAAAAAAAAGCCAUCUACAGGCAGGACGAGAAUCUAUGAAAUAUACUGCAUCGCAAUGCUGCUUGCAAAGUUUUUUUUUAUUCAGUUAUUUAUUAAAAAUUGAUAAUGUAUUUAAGAAAAAUUCGAUCACUUUUAAAAUUGCUGUACUUGUCAUCUGCACAGGUUUAUGCAACAAAGGGGGAACACUCGGCCAUUAAUUUUUUAAAGAAAUAUCAUGAGUGUCAAGUUUCACAAUCCUUUUCUUGUAAAUUUUGAUGUUUUUUUUUAGCUAAUUGAAUAAUCAAGACAAAAUUGUUCUUUUUUUUAUUAUUAUUAUUACUAUUUAACCUUUGAAAACAAUAACCAGGGUUUCAGUCAAACCUUUUUUUUUUUUUUACAUUAGAGUCAUGAGAGUGUAAUAGUUUGUUUGCCUUAAUUUCACCUUCUGAGAGCAUUAUUUUUAAAAGCACUCUGCUUAGGCUUUAUCAUUUAACUUAUAUAAUUUCCUCUUCUAGUAUCUGGCAGCCAGAAAUCCAUUCACGGUCUCAAAUCCUCUAAAUCAGCGGGUCUCAAAUCCUCUAAAUCAGCGGAUCCCAAACUUGAUCAACAACAAUCAGACUAAAGAAAAAAUCCAAAAGAUAUGUACCAUUACCCUGUUUUAUUUAAACUGUGAUCUCAACACUGCAUGAUGCAUUAUCAUUUUAAUCUGAAAUUUGCGUUUGUUUGGUGCGUCCAAAACUUAUUCUUAUGAGCAAUAAAAAAAAAUAUAUAACAAAUUUGGAUUAAAUCUACACUCCAUAAUCAACAAACAACUUUGUCAUAUCUACAAUUUGAUAAAAUUGUUAAAAUUAUCUGACUCUGGACAAAAUUAAUAAUGCAUGGAACAAGGAGGCUGAAACAUGUUCCAUACUUGCUGAAACCAUGGUGUUAUCUAGAAAUCGUUAACAUCAUAUAACCUUUUCUGUUGAUCCAAUCUCUGAUUUUUUUUCUAACAUUACUAUGUAGAGUAGGUCAACUGUGUUUUGUGAGAAAUCGCUUUACAACCUCUAACAUUUUAAGCUAUUUGUCCCUCAAAUGUUAUAUUAUUUGUUUCCGGAAAAGGGGUGGGGGGGCUUUGUUACCUUGCAGUACUUCAGAAAAUGUGACUCUCUAGCAGAACACAUAAUAUUAUUUGAAUGAAAUCGUACCUAGUAUGCACCUCUCUCUUUUUAUUUAUUUUUAUUUCUGAUUACACCACUGCCUGCUGUCAAACCAUAUGUAUUAUAUGUUUUACUACAUGUUAAGCUACAGUUUUACCUUAUUUUAUCUCUCACCCCCCUAAAUACGUAUAUUUAGUUAUAUUACUAGAUCUUAUGCUACAAUAUCAUUUGAUCUGGCCGUAUGAGUAGUUUUACAUUUUCUUUUAAUUUGAUUUUUUCUGUAAAAGAUACAAUUUUGAGAUAUGUUUCUAAGGCAGGGGUCCUCAAAAUUUUUAAACCACAGCCAAGUCAGUGUCCCUCAGACACUUUUGAAAGCCAACGUAUAGUUUUAAAACAAAAAUGAAUUGCACACUGCAUAUAUCUUAUUUGUAGUUUAAAAAAUAACGUAAAAAACCAUAAUAUAUUUAAAGUGUAGAGAAAAAUCUAUCCAACACGAACUUAAUAGCAUGUCAAAGGGGAAGUAUGGCUAAAGAGAUGAUCAAUGCCUGAUCCCAUAUUUGUCACUGCUAGCCAGGUACCCUUUUGGCGGCAAGGGGGACAGGAUUAUAAACCCCUUUUUUGUGCAGAUUGUGGCCCAGUUUGAAGACCCCUGCUAAUUCAUGUCUCAUGUAUAUUUAGAAAAUAUUAAAAUUUUCACUUUAAAAAAGGCCAAGUGGAAAAAAAUUAUUUUAUUAAAAUAACAAAUCUUAAAUGGUUGUAAAACAAUCCUUGAUGAACCGUAUGUGUUACAAUUUAAAUCAUAAUAUCCUGUGUUGUGAUCAAAUCAUCUGAUAGUGUCAUUUUAAAAAAAAAAAAGUAUUUUAAAAAUAUCUUAGUUUUUGUGCAGUUCUCUUUAUUCCCAAAUACGUUUUUAAAUUUAUCUAUGGAGCUUACAGGUUUGUAAUAUUAUUGACAUAACUGCACCUUGUAACUGAGGUAUGUGUGAGCUGUGUACAGUUCUUUAUUUCUAGUCAGCCCGUUUCUUUGGUUUCGGUCAGCCACCUGCUACUAUUCAUAUUAAAUACCAUAUUUCACACCCCUUAUUAUGCUAUAUGUUCUUGCUUUGGGGGACCAUGCUCACCCGGUGUCCUUUUAGAUUUCGUCCUUUUAGAGCCCUUAGCAGUGUUUAGUUGAACAGACUGCAGGUUAUAAUACUUGCUGGUAUGUAAACAUGUUUGUAUUGGACUGGUUGGUUCUUGACUUGGAAACAUGUGCAGGAAUCAAAAACAAAUCACAGUGUCUCGGGUCCACACUCACACUAGACAUGGAAAUUAACACCAAAAAAAUCCUAGUAUCUCUUUUAAAAUCCUUUGUAUCAACUUCACUAGUGUGUUUGUGGCUAAAUCUUCAGGUCGCUAUUUGACCCACUUCCUGUCAUCCUAUCGAACUGAAUCUUUGCGCAUAGACAUGCUGCAGACGACAACACAUUCUGUCAUAUUUUCAGACCCACCUACAACCCCCUCCCCCCAAAAUCUAUUUUUCAAGGGGAAAGAUCAAUGUAAUAUGAUUUGUUCAAGGGAUGCAUGUUUUGUUUUGGAUAUUAAUUGUGUAGGUGUUGCAAUGUGCUCUGCAUUUGUGACACAUUUGGGUUUAUAUAUAUCUUUGGUCUAUUUUGGUUUUCCUUGCACUAAGCUUGAUAAAACCGAUUUCCAUACCAAACAUCGCGUUUCUAAAUGAUAAAUAACGUGCAAUGACAUAAAUGCGAACUAAAACGUAUAUAAAGGAUUUAUACGUAAAAACUUUGCUAUUAGGCAGUUGUUUAAUUGCGUGUCUAAAACUAUGAGCUUGAAAAUUCAUGGCUGUUAAAUUUGUGUACUUUUAUGAAGAGAAACUUUAAUUUCCCCCUGCAGGAGAUAUAUAACAGCCUAAUACAGUUUAUAUUUUAUUGGCUUAUGCAUUAUCAAGCAAAUUAAAUGCUCCGUAGAUGUGUUUGGACAAGAAAAACACAUUUUUGGGUAAAUCUUUGUCUUACAUAAGUAAUCUCACAACAUAAAAGCUGCAAAUAUAAUCAUGUGCUCAAAUAAAUUUUUUCAUGUUCCAAAAAAGACAACAAGGGAAAACGUCAUCGCAACAGCCUCUCAGUCCCCGCACCCCCCCCCCCCCCAAACCCCCAGCACCCCAACAACCCCCCCAAACCCCUAGUAUCCACAACAGCCCCCUCUUCAUGAAACGGUUUUUACUUUUGUAUGCUUCUGUUUGCUUUCAUCACACUAAGAUUGCUGAGCCCAUAUCUCGGCCCUCUGGCAGACACAUGGUGACCCUGGUGCCAGGAGAUGGGGUGGGGCCUGAAAUCAUGGCAGGAGUUCAGGAGGUGUUCAAAGCGGCCGGUGUGCCUGUUGAUUUUGAGGAGAAGUUCAUAAGGUGGGUCUACACGUUGAAAGGGUGAUACCAUUUUAGGCAAACAUCUGGCAGGCUGCAGCUUAUUGCUGGUAAUGGAAUCCUAGGUUUUUUUGUUUGCACGCUUGUGUCUUGGCCUGUUAAAUGUGUUUAUCAUGAUCAUCCAAUGGGGCGCCUUAUCUGUUCUUUGAUUUUUCAGUGAGAUCUCCCCAAACACCAGCUCCACUCUGAUGGAUGUGGUGGAGUCGUUCAAGCGUAACAAAGUCGGCCUGAAGGGCAUUAUAACAACACCCACAUUUUUCAAAGGAGGAGUGCUGCAGACGUUGAACAUGAGGAUAAGGUUUGGUCCAUUUCUCACACGCUGUGUCACACCCUAAUUUAGUAUGUGGUUUUACGGUGCUCUAGUUGACUCACAUUUGUUUGCUGGCAUAGUUUUAGUGUAUUUUAAAUGUAGGUCUAACAAUACUAAGAUUUAGUGUGCCAAGGCAGUUGUGUCUGUGUUAAAGGAGGAUGUGUCUCUUUGUUUGUCGUCACCAUGUAUUUUAGAUUUAGGUCUAAAAUUUAGCAUGCCAAGACAGUUGUGUCUGUGUGGGAGAAGGAUGUGUCUGUGUGGGAGAAGGAUGUGUCUCUUUGUUGUCCUCACCAUGUAUUUUAGAUUUAGCUCUAACAUUAAGUGUGCCAAGGCAGUUGUGUCUGUGUGGGAGAAGGAUGUGUCUCUUUGUUGUCGUCACCAUAAAGGGUUGUUAGAAAAUGAAAAUAAACAUCAAUCUGACGUCUUUAGGUGGGUCACAGAGAAAGGUGUGAUGACACAGGAAUUGAUGGGGGUUUUUUUUAGUUGGAUAAGUACUUUAAAAUUCCUAAAAAGUGUUUUGGUUUAAAAUUUAAAUAAAAACAUGACCUAUGCCAUCUGUGUGAUCAAAGCUUUUUUUUGUCAAUACAGUACCGGUAUUUUGGCCUGCUUGAUGGGCUUCUUGUCUUGUUUUCAGGCGUGAAUUGGAUCUGUUCGCCAAUGUAGUCUGGGUGAAAAGUUUGCCUGGCUUCACAACGAGACACAACAACUUAGACUUUGUUAUCAUUCGUGAACAGACAGAGGGGGAAUACAGUGCUUUAGAACAUGAGGUCAGUAGAAUCAUGGGAUUAUAUGGCUUUAGAAGAUGAUGUCAGUAGAAUCAUGGGAUUGAUUAUAUGACUUAAGUACAUGAGGUCAGUAGAAUCAUGGGAUUGAUUAUAUGGCUUUAGUAGAUGAUGUCAGUAGAAUCACGGGAUUGAUUAUAUGGCUUUAGUACAUGAUGUCAGUAGAAUCACGGAUUGAUUAUAUGGCUUUAGUACAUGAUGUCAGUAGAAUCACAGAUUGAUUAUAUGGCUUUAGUACAUGAUGUCAGUAGAAUCACGGGAUUGAUUAUAUGGCUUUAGUACAUGAUGUCAGUAGAAUCAUGGGAUUGAUUAUAUGGCUUUAGAACAUGAGGUCAGUACAAUCAUGGGAUUUGGUGAAAUGUUUUCAGAGAUAUCUAAAUAUGUAACAAAGUUUUGCUUUUUUAAUAUCUUACGUGGCAAUCAUUUCUCAGAGUAUACCUGGUGUGGUGGAGUCUUUAAAAAUUGUAACAAGAAAGAACUCCAUGCGUAUUGCAAAGUUUGCAUUCGACUAUGCCAUGAGACACUCGCGCAAGAAGGUUACAGCUGUCCACAAGGCAAAUAUCAUGUAAGUCAUUUGGUAGUCAUUUUGACUGGUUAUUAUUCCUAGGGCCAAUGCGGUUUCUUGUCUUUGCUAGACAUAUUACCCUCAAGGGUAACUAAUGGAAAUUCUCCUUUGAUUUGGUCAUUAAGGUGAAAUCUGCUGGUAAUAUCUGGCCACAUUUGUAUGGGUUUAUAAAUAUAAAUGGCUUCAUUUGUAAUUUGAUCAACAUAUCUGUAAAAUCUAAAAGAAUUGUUACCUCCUUUUGGAUUUUACUUCACUUAACAUGUUUGUGUGGCCUUUUUUUUUUUAAUAUAUUCUUUUUUUCCCAUGGGGGCUUGUGGAAAAACGUACAUUCUUUAAGUUUAUUUUAAUUAUCUUACAUUAUUAGCAUUUUACCCUUUUUUUUGUAUGGGUUUAUAAAUAUAAAUGGCUUCAUUUGUAAUUUGAUCAACAUAUCUGUAAAAUCUAAAAGAAUUGUUACCUUCUUUUGGAUUUUACUUCACUUAACAUGUUUGUGUGGCCUUUUUUUUUUUAAUAUAUUCUUUUUUUCCCAUGGGGGCUUGUGGAAAAACGUACAUUCUUUAAGUUUAUUUUAAUUAUCUCACAUUAUGAGCAUUUUACCCUUUUUAUAAGGACUUCUAUUAACAUAAAGAUGAUCUCAGAUGGUGUCCACUUUUUACUUUUCUUUUGUUAAUCCAUGGCUUAAUUUAAAUAUGAUUAAAAUCUCUACAUCCCUAUUCAUUUGUUUAUCUAUGGCUAUAUUAAAGAUGAUUGAAAUCUCUACAUCCCUAUUUCAAGACUUAAACUCUUUCUUUUGGCCUAUGCUGAGAAGCAUCUUUAGGGCUGUGUAAGUAAUAACUGAAGAGUGGCAUCAUCUUGUUUUCAAAAAUAGGUUAACUGCGAAAAGCCGAAGGAUGUUGUUGAUUUAAUGUUUACUGAUUUUUAACAUUUCAGGAAGUUGGGGGAUGGACUGUUCCUUCAGUGCUGCUCAGACAUCUCCAAGUUGUAUCCGAAGAUUGAGUUUGAGACAAUGAUAAUUGAUAACUGUUGUAUGCAGGUAAGUUUAUUUGCCAUGUCUCUAAAAUAGUGUGUGGGNGGGGGUGUCAAUCAGAGCCCUUUUGUUGCAUAUAACUGGAUUUUACAGGUUAUUAUUAUUUAUUAUUGUUAUUAGUGGUCUCAUAUAGCGUCGUACCACAGCCUAGGGCUGGCCUCACCCCACUGUACAAAAAAGUUUUAGCAAACAUGGUCAUGAAAUUAAAAAAUAAUAAACAUUUAUUUAAUUUAACCAAAAAAAAAAACUGAAUAAAAAUUAAAAAAACACAAAUAUAUAUUCACCACACCCACCCCAGACUUUUAAAUGUCAAAGUAUGGAUGGCACCCAGCAGCAUCAUUUAUCGGUCAUAGGUAACUCACAGUAUGACAAACAUACAUAGCUAGCAAUAAUCAUAUUAUUCAUAACCAGUCAUAAUGGUGUGGUAUAAUAAGAUUGAACAGCAAUGAUGAUUAAUUAUAAAAAUAGAUACAUACUGAGUAUCCAAAGGGAAAAAUAAAGUAACCUGUUCAUGAUAUAUAAUUAUUACAUAAGUUAUGCUGUGGAGUUAAGCUUAUAUGAGGUAUGCACAGAUUUGUCUAAUGCAUUCUCCACCGCCCAACUAGCAGAGAGAAAGAGAGGAUGGGUUACAUGUUGGUCACAGGAGGGUCACUCGCCGUGCAUGAGUGACCAGCCAGAAGUUAGGGCCCAGCAGACACCUUUUUGCUACUUUUAAAUUCAGUAUGUGUGAAUGUGUUGUAGUAUAGCCUGGCGUUAACCCCACAGUGAUACCCAGAGAGUUUGUUACAUUAUUACUAUUAAGUGGCAUCAUGCCUGAAUUAUUAUGUCAUUUCUCCCUUCUGCCAUUUUUCUCAUCUCUUCUUCUAUAAUUAUCCCAUAUAUUCACCAUUGUCCCCUGCAUCAUUCUCACCACAUUACGCCCUGCUCAAUAAUUCCCUUGUCUACCAUGACUGGCUUGAAUUCCCCAGUUGGUAUCCAACCCCUAUCAGUUUGAUGUGAUGGUCAUGCCCAACUUGUAUGGCAACAUUGUGGACAACCUUGCUGCUGGCCUAGUGGGUGGUGCUGGUGUCGUACCCGGUGAAAGCUACAGCUCAAAUGUUGCAGUCUUUGAACAGGUAACACAUCAUCAAACACAUCCUCUGUUAGAGCUACUGCCCCUGAGUCACCUCUACAUUGCUUAUUCAGUAAUGAAAUGUUACUGCUAGCGAGUUUGAACAUUAGAGGUUGUUGAAAUUUUGCAAACCUCAUCAUUUUAUUUUCAGUCUCUGCUAGUCUGCUGAAAAUUUAAUUAGCUGUUGUUCUUAAGAUCAUUUCUACUGUAGCUUUUAUAUUUCUUGUAUGGUACAUAAAAACAAUGGGAUAUAGAAUGUUUUUCUGUCAUCAUCAUGACCCUUAGUCCUUGGACAGUUGGGGCCCCACAGAUGACAUGAAAACUAUCCUUCUUGAUUCCUCUCUGUUUUCUUAACUUCACACAGCAUCGCCUAGUUUUAGUUCCGUCCACUCUUUGAUGUUGUCUUCCCAUCUUUUUCGUUUUUCUGUAAGAAUUAGUAAUUUUUAAAAUAAAUUCAAAUUUGAUAAUGUUCCAUACAAAAAUAUUAAAUUUUGAGGGGAGUAAGGUGAUUAAUGUAUUUGUUACAACUGAAAAUGAUCUUGAUCAUGUUAUAAAUAUGAAUUUAUCUAUGUUCAGUUCAACAAGGAAUUGUCCGUACUAAAUGAACGCCACCUGUACUGUCAUGAUGUCAGUACAAUAAAUAUCAGCUAUACUGUCAUGAUGUCAGUACAAUAAACAUCAGCUAUACUGUCAUGGUGUCAGUUCAAUAAACAUCAGCUAUACUGUCAUGAUGUCAGUACAAUAAACAUCAGCUAUACUGCCAUGGUGUCAAUUCAAUAAACAUCAGCUAUACUGUCAUUGUGUCAGUACAAUAAACAUCAGCUAUGGUGUCAGUACAAUAAACAUCAGCUAUACUGUCAUGGGUCAGAAUUGCUUACAUAAUGUUGGAAUCAUCAGUUUUUGCUUAUAAAUAAUGAAUUUUAACAUUUCCCACUAACUGGACAGUGUUAUAGACUCAGUGUUAUAGACUCAGUGUUAUAGACUCAGUGUUAUAGACUCAGUGUUGUAGACUCAGUGUUGUAGACUCAGUGUUAUAGACUCAGUUUUAUAGACUCAGUGUUGUAGACUCAGUGUUAUAGACUCAGUGUUAUAGAAUCAGUGUUGUAGACUCAGUAGAGACUCAGCAUUAUAGACUCAGAGUAAUAGAAUCAGUGUUCGAUACAAAUAUUUCACUGCAAUUUGUUGAUGAUACUUGCCUGCAUCGAUGUAGUGAAAUUCACUCUUGAUACAUUUUAAAGCUGGAUAAACAACUUGUGAUUGCUGGUUGUGCUAAUUUCAACACUGCUCAUCAUAUUGCAGGGUGCCCGCCAUGCCUUUGCUGAGGCUGUAGGUAAGAAUAUAGCCAACCCCACAGCCACCCUGCUGGCUUCUUGUAACAUGCUCAACCACAUCCACCUAGAAUAUCACUCGAAACUUAUACAAGAUGCCGUCCUGAAAGUAAUCAAAAGUGGGAAGGUAAGGGACAGAAUUUGUUGUCUUCAAAUCCUUGCAUUACACAGAGUAAACUACAGUCAAUAUUUAAACUUAGUCAACGAAACACUUUAAUGCUUAGCAGAAGGGAAUUAUUUGAGUAACAAUCUCUCACAAUGCUGUGUGUUUAUUAAAUUGCUUUUUUACACAAUAUUGGUUCAGAACCAGUAGUGUGCUGGAGCUGGUUCUUGAAAACCGGCUGUUAAAUUUGGACUAUUCUACCAAACCUGUUGUUAAAAAUUUUUGUUAAAAAUAAAAAUAAUAUAAAAUUAUACAAAUAAAUUGUGCCCAACCUGUUACUGCUUGACAUCACAGCUCUAAACAAAUUCACUUUUUUUCCUUCAAAAUUUUAAUUGAACAAAUGUUUGUUUCCAUUAUUGGUUAUGAAAUAGUCUAAAAUGUAUUUGUUGUGUUAGCCUCUAAUAAAGGAGUGUGCUCUUUCCAGGUGUGCACUCAAGACAUGGGAGGCUACUCCAGCACCUCAGAUUUCAUCCAUGCAGUAGUGAAUAGUCUGCCUUGAAGGAGCAGCCAACGUGAUCUAGUGAUCUACAUUUCUUUGAUAUUGUCUGUGUGUGCCAUGGCCUUCAUGGACGUCUGAACAGUUCACUAAUCUCAACUGGAUCUGUCCAUAGCUAUUGGUAUGACAGGAGUUUAGAUGGUUUUUUAUUGACAUAACACUGAUAAUUGUGUUGUUGUUGUUGGGGUAUGUGAGAGAAUAUGAGGUAUGUAUGAUCAACUUACAAGGACUGAGUAUGCGUAUAUUGUGACAAAAAAAUAUUAAAUAUAAAUAAAAUUAGAAACUGUCCUAGUUGCAAUUUGGUUUCUGUUUUGGAAAUUGCCUAGACUUCACGUUUUAAAUUACUUUAAUGUUACAAUUAAGCAACUUUUGUUGUUUUUUUAACCAGUAAGCUAAUCCUGAUAUUUUGUAUAUUAUUAAUCACUCUGGAUGAGAACAGCCAUACCUUGUAUGCUCCCAAAUAUUGGUAUUUGCUUACAAAAAUGGUUAAACACUCAGAAUUUUUUACAAGCUCAUACCUGGAAAACAAUAUUUUUAAAUUCCAUGUUUGGUAAUCUAUAAUCAUAAGAUGUGGAAUUAGUUCCCCUUGUCUAGUCAUAUUAUAGUGCAGUGGUUCUUAACCUUGUUGGAGGUACCAAACCCCACCAGUUUCACAUGCGCAUUCACCGAACCCUUAUUAAUAGGAAAAAUAAAAUAUGAUUUUUUUUUUCUGAUUUUUUUUUGGGCCUCCGCCGAACCCCUGAGACUGGCUCACCGAAACCCUGGGGUUCGAUCGAACCCAGGUUAAGAACCACUGUUUCAGUGUAACAAUAGAAAUCUGUGUGUGCUCUUUAUUUUCUACUCUACGUGAAUCUCUCAUUGUUACAGCUCUUUUAUUAGCCAUGCAUGGGUUUAGAAUUUGGGCAGAGUUAGGCUCAGGUGGACAUGGAGAAAAACUUUGCUGUGUUCUUCUGUGGAAAGCUGCUUUGUCAGAUUUUUUUUUUUUUCACUUUGAUCCCAAAAUUUAACUUGAUCUAACCUUUGAGUGAUGCAAACAUGAUUCUUAGAUUCAUUUUUAUUUUAAAAACUGUUGCAAGCGAUGGUCAGCUUAAGCCUUUGAAUAUGUGCUAUUCAAUGCUGUUGACUUUUUUUUUUUAAAUUCACUUCUAGAAGUGUAAUUUUCGCUCCCCUUCUGAGACCGCUGAAAGAUGGCCAAGGAUGCAUUCAGGGGCAGAGGGGGAGCUAACUCAAAGUUUGUGGCAUAGAUUUUACACUCUUCAUUGUUUUAAAACCUGUUUUUAAGAAAUAAAAAAAUGUUUAAAUAAAAUUCGAAACAAUUAUUGCUGCAUGUAUGUGACAUAAAUUAUGUAAUUCCUUCCCACAAUAAUGUAUUCUUAUUAUUUAUUUCAAGGGAAUUACUGAUAUUAUAUGCACAUGGUGAUGUACAAUGUCUUGUAUCAUUUUUAAGUAGGUGUACUGUUAGGCUCAUACUAAUUGAAAUAAAUAUGAUGUUAUGAACGUACACAUCACGUAUAUCACUGUCUCAGGUGGUCGACAUGUUGCCUGUUAGUUGGAGAAGCUCUUGCAUGGAUGUCUUAACAUGACAUUGGGAGGGUGGAUGAGGAUCUUUUAAGCUCAUAAGUUAUGCUUGGAAACGCUUGAAAAUAAUUCAUAUCACACUACAGAUAGCUACUUCGAUCAGGAAUAGUAACUAGCUGUAGCUCACC